Messenger RNA from Bolinopsis microptera, 2205 nucleotides. Its product is annotated as adhesion G-protein coupled receptor G4-like. Gene Ontology annotation, molecular function: G protein-coupled receptor activity. The coding region runs from base 1 to 2205 and encodes 734 amino acids. The record is from RefSeq and is a predicted model, not a curated record. Gene Ontology annotation, biological process: adenylate cyclase-activating G protein-coupled receptor signaling pathway; cell surface receptor signaling pathway. The transcript is spliced from 15 exons. Gene Ontology annotation, cellular component: plasma membrane. NCBI's taxonomy places the organism in Eukaryota, Metazoa, Ctenophora, Tentaculata, Lobata, Bolinopsidae.
AUGUCUUCUUGUGUUAGUUGUGAUGAGAACUCUGUCAGUACUGCAGGAGCAUCUUCUUGCACUGCUUGUAAUGCUGGAACUGUAGCUAAUGAUGAUUCGACAAAAUGUGAUGAAUGUGCAGCGGGAACAUACAGAGACGCACACAUGUCUUCCUGUGAUAGUUGUGAUGAGAAUACUGUCAGUACUGCAGGAGCAUCUUCUUGCACUGCUUGUAAUGCUGGAACUGUAGCUAAUGAUGAUUUGACAGAAUGUGUUAACUGCAAGCGAGGAACAUACAGAUCAAGUAGCAUGGUGUCAUGUGAACCCUGUCCGGGCAAUGUGUACGAACAGGAGAAGGCAACCCAGUGCAAAGUUAUUGCAAAGGUUACAGUUAAAGUUUCAGAGUGUGAAACUAGAAUUGAAACCAGUGUGGUCUAUGGAACGUACACUUGGACAGCUACAGAUCCAGAAAUACACGCAGAACUGCCAUGUUUAUAUGAUGGUAAGUUUAAAGCUCGCAAGUUCUGCACUGCAAGUGGAUUAUUCAGUGAGACAGACUUUUCAGAGUGCCCUUCUGCUGUUUCAACAAUAGUCAGUGACCUGUUGCAGGAAAUUGAGACUGGGUCUUCCGAAACCCAAGAAGAAAUGUCUGAUGAGAUGAAGGACAUGACGGCUGUUGAAGGGAGUAAGCUGAGUUCUUCCGAUGUACAAAAAGUUUCCCUGAGUAUAGACACAUUGAUAAAUCUACCUGACUCUGAGCUAUCAAACAAUACUGUUGACAAUCUCAUAUCUACGAUAGAUAACAUUCAGACUAACACUGAUGUGACAGAACUGCAAGACCAACAAGCCAGCGAUGAACUGAGAGAAUCUGCAGUUGCAAUUAUUCGUGCAGUUGCCCUUCAGAAUAAUAAUGAUGUGCUCAAAACAGAAGAUUCGAUAGCGCUUGGUAUAGCAGCUGUGGAAACCACAGACACGUCAAGGAUGAAACAAAUGCUGACUCUGGCAGGAGAUUUGAAUGUAGUUAAGGGGAGCACAAACCAUAAAGAUGAUGCAAAAACUUUCUUCACGGGCGAGCUUACAACGACAAAGGACGAGGUGCUUACUGUGGUAUACUAUGAGAACGAUAAGUCAUUCCCAUCCAAAACUACCUCUCCAAAGUCCACAGAUGAGAACAUGUUGUUAAAAGAAGUUGCCCAUUCGAUAGUUCAAGUUGGCGUGGAUAAGAAAGAAGGCGAUGCAAGUACACCAGAUGGGCUUUCGUUGGUGGCGAGUGUUAUUGCAGACAUCAACAUAAUAAGCAAGACCUCCUCCGAAAUACUACCGCUGGAAGCACACCAAAAUGUCACCAUGACAUUUAAAGUAACGGAUAAAGCCGAGAAAAAGGUGCUCAGCUUCUCUAAAAGGAAGACCAUUGUUAGACAGAAGCUGACUUGUAGUUUCUACAACACUUCUCAUACUGGUGAGCGAGGCUGGAGCGAGAAGGGCUGUGAGACCCGAUCAGUCUUCAACGCAGAGACAGGAGUUACCGAAGUGAAAUGUAUUUGUGAUCAUCUCACUAGCUUUGCAGUUCUCAUGUCGUUCACCAGCGAGAGUAAUGACAAGGAGGAGCUUGUGUCACUAGUUCUGCUGGCGUCUAGUCUCUUCUGUUUAGCACUUACUGCAGCUGCUAUUCUUCCAAACAAGAAAUUGAUGAAAAUGAAGUCCCAGAAAAUCAACCUGAUGCUGGUUCUGGCUCUAAUGCUCUCUAUUGUGUUCUUCUUUUUAAUGGAUAGUUUUGUAGCUGCUGAAGAGGAAGCAAAACCUUCCAUUCCUUGUUCCAUUAUAGCGUUCCUGUUGAACUACUUCUGGCUUUGCCAACUGAGCUGGAUGGUGGUGGAAGCAGUUACCAUGUACUUAGCCAUGGUUAAAGUACUAGGGGUCUACAUGAGCCACGCAAUGCUGAAGUACAGUUUGGUAGGAUGGGGUCUCCCAAUCAUUUUCCCUCUGAUCGGGGUGGCUUGGGGUGGAGCUGACUUUGCAGAUCCUAAGACGUGCUUUAUCAAAUACCCCUACGGUAUUGCAACGUUCUACGGUCCAGUGGUACUAGGGGUGGUCAUUAGUUGGGUCUUAUUUGUCUUCAUAGUCAAAGUUAUUAUGACUGCUAUCAAGACCCAAGCUGAGAAAACGGACGAAGCUGAAAUCAAAAUGAGAACGGUUAGUGGCUACGGGAUAGAUCCUGAUAUUUGA